This is a messenger RNA of Botrytis cinerea B05.10, 1903 nucleotides long. RefSeq lists its product as hypothetical. The record is from RefSeq and is a predicted model, not a curated record. NCBI's taxonomy places the organism in Eukaryota, Fungi, Ascomycota, Leotiomycetes, Helotiales, Sclerotiniaceae. Bases 439 to 1740 code for a protein of 433 amino acids. The transcript has 3 exons.
GGCCCUCAUUGAGUCUACUUUCGGCCUUCCUCCGCGGUAUUGCCGGAGUUCACUAAGACAAUGGAGGUGCCUGAAUGGAGGAGGUAGCGAAUCUAGCGUUAUCAUGUGAUGAUGUGCUUUGCCUCGCGUUGAUCGAUAUAUAAGUUCUGCGCCCAUGAUCUUGUUUCCAAGAAUUUUCUUUCCACAACACCCCAUUUGCACCCGUCGACUGACGGAGUGCUUGUACCAUACCACUAGCUUGUCUUUACAACAACAGCCUGGCCUUCUUUUGAUUACUUUCUUCGUGCUGCACGCUCGAUAAGCUUCUUGCGCUCAAGUUCCUUGCAUCAAAUUCAGAGUUUCUCCACAGAUCAUCAAACGACAAGACUUCGUUUCUACCAGACUUUUCAACCAAUCAUACGAUAAGACUUUUACUGAGAUACGGCAACCGUUAUCAUAAUGGCUUCCCGCAGUCAGUUCAAACUUAUUAAGGAGGAGAUGAAGAGAAGACAUCAUCGGCCCGGCGUCGCCAGCCGUAGUCACUUUCUUUGUAUUGACGCCAUGGGAACCCGGCACAAGUCGAUCUUGAAAUUAGAGGCAGAGUUCAACUUCGCUAUGGAUGACGAAGAUGUCCCAGCGAAAUCAUCAUCUAAACUAUCCUCUAAAGCAUCGACAACACCAUCCUCCAAAGCAUCGACAGCACCUUUCGUCGCAGAGCUUUCUCUUCCAGAUCAUCUUGAGUUGGCCGGCUUGCUGCUUGACAAACGCUCUAAGAAUGGUCUUCGUCAGUACCACAGAGCUCAGAUUUAUCUCAGCACUGCUCGAAAGAUCCAAGCACACCUCACAAAAACCUUGAACCAAGAGGUCGGUACUGGAAGUUUGAACACAUACGAGCAGAUGAUGGAGGCAAGACUUGAUAAUGCGGAGAGGGUGGCAAGACGAAUCAUUUCUCUAGAAAGUUUGGUGCGAGAAGAUGAAGCAUGUGUACCAUUACUUGACAUCAUACAUGCUUGUGAAGAAAUCCGAAGCUGGCUGCUCAAUCGGAAGACUACUUUGACGAAUGAAGCUGGCGAAAUGGAAGUUGAUACUGGUACUAGCGCAGCAUACAAUAACCUCAAAGACCCUUUAUACUGGGAGGGCUGUGUAUCGAAUUACACUGAGCCUUCAAAUGUCACAAUGACUACAGAUACCAUAGAUUUGGUCGACGGAGACAUUAGCGACAGCGAUACUAGCACAGUCAAAGGCGUUGAUGAUAAGGAUGUCAAAUGCAAGCUCAACAAUGACUUCUACAAACCAGAUUUGGCGUCUGGUCUAGAACAAACGCUAGAGUAUGAAGAGUUUUAUGAAAUCGCUGCUUUGGCGGAGAAAGACCCCGAAGCUAUAUUUCAUAACGUUAGCGUGGAACUUGGUACAAACCCUAUUACAACAAGUCAGGCCAAGAUUCUCUACGCGUUUGUAUUCUAUCUCCAACGUGAUAGAAUAGGUAUUGCGAACAUGAUGAAUGAGUACCUUGAUAGUCUGGAUUCGAAGAUAGACCCGGACGACGAGGAGUUGUCAAAGUUGAAGAACGCGUUGAGAACAAUGAACAUCAAAGUCAUUGGUGAAGCCAUUGUACCUGGUACAUCCUCUAACGCCUCCCGUCCAUCGUUUCCACCCAUUCCCUCUACCUUCCCCGCCGGCACAAGCUCAAUUGAUGCUGAAGGCGAGUCUCGAAAGAAGAGAAAGCUUGGUGAAGACGAUGAAGAGGGUGAGAUACUUUGAAAGAUGGUUUGGUUUGUAGGGCAACAAAAAUCUCCACUCUGAUUGAUAGCUAGGUUCGUUUUACGCAUGGGAUACAUGAUAUGAGUGGCGGGGACAUGUAGGCCUGAAAGCCUUUAAUAGCAGUUGAACGUAGAAAUAGUACAGCCACUAGAAAAUGAUUUCA